AGAGCUGGGAGGAGGAUGGGAGGAGUUAUGUUUCCAUGGAGACGCGUCAUCACGCACACGUAAUGACCUUUCACUCUGAUUAAAUACUGUGAGUUAUGUAAACAUAGUUGGUAUGAUCGUUGUAAUCGUAACGCAUUGGAUAAAAGUGUCUGCCAGAUGCGUAAAUAUAAUGAAAUGUGUAUUUUAGUUAAUCUGCAGCAGUAUGUGGCGAUUGUCUGGUUACAUUACUGGUAGACUUAGUUAUGACAUCGUUUAGAGAUUGACGAUUAAAAGCCGCUUCUCAAACAACAAACAUGAAUGAAGAGAUUUCAAUUAAAAGAGGCUUUCAUGUGCCACCAUUGACUGGUGCCACAACGAAAGAGAGUAAAACAAAGAGGAAAGAUACAAAUAAGAAGAAAAAGAAAUUGAGUAAUGGAGCAAAUCCAUCCAAGAAUUCAGAGAAACUACAGAUGGAACAGUGGACCAACGGAGAGAUGAGUGAUGCUCAGAGCAAAGGUCUUGUCAAAGCCAAAGAACUGAAGAAAUUCAAAUCCAAAAAUCUCAAGAUGGUAUCACAAGUAGCUCCUGUUCCAACAGAGGAGGAGAAGUCUGACUUGACCCAUCAGGAUCAGGAUAGCUUGAGGUGGGAAGGAGUUCUGGAUGAUCCCAUUGCAGAGGCCCAACGCCUGGAGGUCUAUAGAGCCAACCGCCGAAAGCGAUAUUUGGCAUCCAAACAGGCCUUUCUACAAAACAAUCAGACUGGUUUAUGUAUAGACUCAAAUGCCUCAAAACUGAAUACACAAAACAAGGCAGGAGGUGGCAUGGCGAAUUUAGUCACAUUAUAAACCUGUUUUAAUGUUAGGAGUCUAUUUGAAAGUACUAAUAAAAAAGCAAGAGGCAGGUCAUGUGUUUAACUGUUACAUUUGAUGUAUUUUAGGCCAUGAAAUCUCAAUUUGUUAAUUUAAAUAAUUUGUUACAAUAUAAUUUUUUUAAAAGUAUAGCAAUCCACAGAUCUGCAGUUUCUAAUUCACUCUGUAGCAGUAGCAAAUGUUAUAUGCAGAUAUUUUUCGCCUUCCUGGAUCGGUCAAUUAAAACCCCUUAACUGGCACUGUCCUGUGAGCGGGACACCUGAGGCUACUUUAAUUUUUGCAUGUAAAUUUUAAUCUAUCUCAAAACUAUAUAUUUUUGGGAAGGUCUAAGAAUGUAUUUUUCAUAUUUCCAAACAUUAUAGCAUUAAUAAUAAUGCAGUGACAGUAAUUUAUUAAUUUGUGACAAGAGUGUGCAGCAAACCGUUGACACCUAGUGGACGUGGUUGGUAAAACUACUAAAAGUGUAACACAAAAAUAAUAAUUUUUGUGAUCAUUUUAUGUAUAGUAUACAUUAUUUUUAUUUAUUAAAAUAAAUGUAAACUAUUAGGGCUGUAACGAUUAAUUGUGUGUCCCAUUAAAAAUGCCUUUCUGAAAUCGAUUCUGAAUCGCAAGGCUGCGAUUCUGUGUUUCAUGCACAGCUUGUGCGUGUACUACGGCAUUUGGUCAGUAGGAAUUCCUUAUCAAUCUAAAAUCAUUAUGAGUCGGAGUCGUUUAUAACGUGCAUUUAAAAAAGCAACACCCGUUAAAUAAAAAUCAUUCAAAAUAUUCUUUAUAAUCAUGAAAUACCUGAAACAAUUUGAAGAACAGUGAUAUAAAUAUUCCUGUAGACAUUUCCUGGAAUAACGUUUGUAAUGAUACUUCUUCUGUGGCACAAAGGGAGUUUCUGCACGAGAGCGCCCCCUGGCUUUGGGAUGUGCCGGGAUUUCACCGUAAUUCAUUCAAAUUCAUUCAUUGAGAAAACGCGCAUUUGCACAAUUAAUCUUUACAGCCCUAUAAACUACUAUAAACAUUUUUAUUUAAUAUUUUCACCUCCAGACCAAAAUUAGGCUUUUAGAUAAAAAAAAUUAUAUUAAUUUGAAAGUGUACAUCACCUUUUCAACCCCCCACCCCCCAUUCAAAAAACGGUGGCGCCAGU
Paramisgurnus dabryanus is the source of this 1983-nucleotide messenger RNA. RefSeq names its product ligand of ATE1 (gene liat1). Gene Ontology annotation, biological process: protein arginylation. The record is from RefSeq and is a predicted model, not a curated record. NCBI's taxonomy places the organism in Eukaryota, Metazoa, Chordata, Actinopteri, Cypriniformes, Cobitidae.